UGGAAAACCAUAAAAAUACAAGAUGUCCUCUUUAGCACGGCAGUUACAGCAGCUUCAAAUUCCAGGCAGUUUGCCGUCUGCUGCUGCUAAAACCAGCAAGAAGGCAUCUUUACUCUUUGAUGCUAAAGAAGCGGCGGACAUCGACAACGAAACUAUCUUUUCUAUCGCUCUAAAUGGUCUUGAAGAGUUGAAAGUGAUCGAACCAGGUUUCUCAACAUUCGAUAAUUCCCUAUUUGGUGAUGCUUCCAAGUCAUUGGAGAGGACAUUGCAGUCUAAAGAAGUCAAUGAGAAGUUAGAUCAGCACAUCACAAAGUUCUUGAAAUAUUUAUCUCCGUAUUUCUUGCUGAAACCAGCGCAUAAAGUUUUGGAGUGGCUAAUUCGACGUUACCAGAUUCAUGUUUACAAUGUAGACAGCUUGGUCUGUUGUAUUCUUCCCUUUCACGAAACAAACAUCUUUGCUCGAGUUUUGCAGCUGUUAGCAAUAAAAGAUCCACAUUCCAGGUGGAAUUGGCUGCGUCCAAUUCAAAAGGCCGGUGUUCCUCUUUCCAAGACUGCUUUCUUGCAGCACUGUAUUUCAGAUAGUUCAUUUUUAUCCCUAGUGUGUGACAUGGUAACAGAGGGGAUCAAAUUAAAAAUUCCUCUGUCAAGUUCCAGGGUUUUAAUUACAUUCUACACAACAACAGUUGUUGGGGUGCUGGACAUGAUGCCUUCAGUGACAGAGAAGUUUAUGACACAUUUAUUGCCAUAUUUAUUGGAAGGACUUGGGUCCAGAAUUUCUGAUCUUCUAGCUUCAUCUUACAUGAUAACAGCUCAACUCUGUUUUAAGUGUAACAUGGAGGAAACUUUGGUGAAGUCUCUCACUGAAAGUAUUUGUAAGGUGGGUACAUUUUCACUUUGCCAUAUACAGUGUACUCAAAGCUUCUUGUUCUUAUAUGACAUAUAGGCUUUGAGUAUGUUGAAAACAUAUACAUUUAUAACCUCAGGUCAAUCCAACAUCCAGACAUCUCACAACUUGUUGUGGUACAGUGUACUGACAAGGACUUGAGAUUUGGGUGAGAACAGUUUUAGCUUUAUAUUCCAGAAAGAUGUCCAUCCAUUAGAGAGUGAAGUCACAUACAGCAAAAAUUCAGUUGCAAUAAUUCUAUAAAUCACAACCAGUCUAUAUAUGUAGAUCAAGCCAGUCAUUCCUAGGAGUAUGUCUGAAUAACAAUACUAUCACAAAAACAAGAAUAACAAGUUGAAGACUUAAUGAAUUCUUGAAAUAAAGCCUCAGUCCUACAGAUAUUGAACGUAUUGUUAUACACCAUAUAAUUUAAUUUAUCCUAGAAUCUAAAACCAAGCCUUGCAGUUGAAGGACUUGCUUGUCUAACCUACAUUUGCCAGUCACAAGGCAUCAAGAAACUGUCAAAAAGGUACUUACCUUGUUUUGUUAUGCAUGUUUCACAUAAAUAUUGCUGCCUUCAGUAAACCUUUCAACUGGAACCUAGCUAAAUGCCUGUGACCUUAAUUUAAUUAACUGAUGAUCUCUUUAGCAUGCAAUGUAAAGUGUGUUCCCUUUGUUUGAAGAAAUAAUCCCCCUGACAAAAAAAUCUUCAGUUGAGUCAAUUUCUAAGGCUCAACGAAUCACUGAGCGUCUGACUGACUGUCCGGUAUCCUGACUGUCCGACUGACCCACCAACUGAUUGACUGGUUUAUUGGCCUUUCUGACCCACUGACCUAGACUGAAUGACUGACUGGCUGUUAGGCUGACAGAUGGGAAGACCUCUGUGACUCUUUUACAGACUCACAGACUUCAACUGAUGGGAUCAUUGAAAGGCAGACAGGAAGGGUGUGUUUGUACAGAAUGGUCCAGAUCACGACUUACGAUCCAAGAUCACUGCCUUCAAGAAACUGGUGCCAUUGAUGCAUUAAGUUUCAAGUGACCUCAGAUCAUAAAUCCUGAUCUAGAUCGUCCUAAAGGAAUGCACUCCAAAGAUGUUGAAUGAUACAUUGACUGACUGGCAGAUGGCAUCUGAAUGACUUUCUAAAGAAAGACUGUAGACUGUUGGCUAUUUAUUCUUUGUUUCCUUCACUCUGAAAUAAUAACUAGAAAAUUUCAUUGGCAUUUUGAGUUACUCAAUAAUUUACUCUUGUAGGUCAUUUAAAGCUCUUCUCAAGCAGCCAAAUCUGGUGAAGACCUUCCAUCAGCUGUCCUCCACACAUGUCAUUACUCCCCUGUUGGAAGUCAUCGUACCCCAGAUGGUGUCCGCUGGUAUAAAAAAUGAAUUAUCAGAAGAACAUGCUGAUUCAACAUCAGAAUCCUUGCUUGAAAUUACCAUGGAGUUACUGAAAAACAUUGAUUUUGAAAAGGAAUCUGUUAUCCUUGUGGGCAGGUCAGAACCAAAUUUAGUCAAAUGGUGACUGGCCUGAGAAGACUCAAAAUGAUGAUGAUGAUGAUGGUGACUCUUAGCUUAGUCUCUAGGGACUUAUAUCACUUCUUCGAUAACAGUGAUACAGAAAGCAAGUCAUACAAAAGAAACAGCAGAAAUUAUACUUGAAAUGAAAUAUCCAGUGAAUGAUGAAAGUGUAUUCCCCGUGUUUGAAGGAAAGAUCCUUUUGAGAAGAACUUUUUCUUGUUGAGUACUUUUUCUGACACUGGAUAAUUCAUAAAUCAUUACACCUUACUUUGUGGUAUAUUUUUUUUUGUCAUGACCAUAAUUAUAGACUUUUUAAUUACCACAUCACUCACAAUAUCAUCAGUCACACUAGUUUAGGAGUAGUUUUUAAUAUUGUUUUACAAUGUAAUACUGUUAAUAACAUCUUUGAUUGUGUUUUUGUUUCUUUUUUUUCCCUGUAAUAGAACACUUCUUGAAGAAUAUUGCUAUGCUUGUGAAACACUCGGUGGAAAUAAGAUUGAAAUANUAGUUUUUAAUAUUGUUUUACAAUGUAAUACUGUUAAUAACAUCUUUGAUUGUGUUUUUGUUUCUUUUUUUUCCCUGUAAUAGAACACUUCUUGAAGAAUAUUGCUAUGCUUGUGAAACACUCGGUGGAAAUAAGAUUGAAAUAAACAAGUUAAAUGAUAAAGUGAAAGAUAUUGUACAGACUUUGGAAAGAAGGUCAGUUUGAACAUUCCUUGUCAGUUGUGGAGUUAUAAAAAUUUUAUAGCCAGCUUACUUUCUGAUUACUGGUACUCUGGAGUUUUUAUUAGUUUGAAAAAGCCUUUAUGCCAAUUCACACCAAAUUAACCAGGUUUUAAAAAAUGAAAAACAGACAUGGAAGCUGGAACACAGGUUUUCACACAGGAUUCUAAUGAGAUUCAACAUGUUUUGUAAUUUGCACUAAUUUUCCUGUAAGCAGCUUUUGUGAAGGAAACAAUUUUAAACCAUGUUUAACUAAACAGCUUUAAACAUGUUUGAGCUUUGGUGUAAAUGGGGAUAAAGCUAUAGAUACUAAUUUUACAUUGUAUUUCCUUUAUAGGCAUCUCUUCUCAACGUCUCAAUUGAAUAUGCUAACUGAGGUUUAUCUCUUUGGUUCAUCCAGGUACCCAACAGAACUGGAAAAGGCCAUUGAAGGACAUCUAGGGUCUCUCAGAGGUAAAGAAGAUACCCCUGAAGGAGGAGCAGGAGGUAUAGGGGCCCAGAGCUCUGUCUGGACAAUGGAGCUUGUUUCUAUGGCACUUACAGGGGUCCAGUCACAGGUAACAGCAUCUUUUUAAAAAACACUCAGAGGUCUCCCUGAAUAAUUUUUCUUUGAUAAGGUUACUUGUAUCAAAGUUUUACAGAUAAACUGAAAAGAGAUGUCAAGAGUGAUUUAAGAUAUAUAGACCAUCUACACAGCGUUGUAACAAAGCUGUAAUACUUUUUGUUCAGGUUAUCCCAGACACCAACACGACAUUAGUCUUGAGUCUUCAUCACCCUCAAGCGCAAAUGCGAGAAUUUGCAGUUAAACGCCUUGGAGACCUUCUGGAAGGAAAAGAGGUGAAGCUCAUAAACUAA
Messenger RNA from Porites evermanni, 3974 nucleotides. Lineage: Eukaryota; Metazoa; Cnidaria; Anthozoa; Scleractinia; Poritidae. The record is from the annotation of a GenBank genome assembly.